AUGCGCUGGUCCACAUACUUGACGGCGUCUUGCCUGCUGGCCUUCGCGGCGGCCGCUCCUUCUGCUCUAAAGAAGCGUAGCAAACUUCAAUUCUUCGGUGUCAACGAGUCUGGCGCCGAGUUUGGCACUGGAAACAUUCCUGGCGUAUAUGGCACGGACUACACAUGGUACACCUUGUCCACGUACGACACCUUCAUCAAGGAUGGAUUCAAUACCUUUCGUCUCAACCUGUUGAUGGAACGCCUGGUACCCAACAAAAUGACUGGGCCAGCAGACACCCACUAUCUCGGCAACCUGACCCAGCAGGUCAACUACAUCACAGGCAAAGGUGCCUAUGCCAUCAUAUGCCCACACAACUAUGGACGCUACUAUAACAACAUCAUCACCUCUACCAGCGACUUUCAAGCCUUCUGGAAGACCGUUGCUACAGCUUUCAAGGGCAACAGCAAAGUCAUUUUCGAUACUAACAACGAAUACCAUGACAUGUCUGGUACGCUCGUUGCUCAGCUCAACCAGGCUGCUAUCAAUGGUAUUCGUGCUGCCGGUGCCACGAGUCAGUAUAUCACAGUUGAAGGCAAUGCUUAUACUGGAGCCUGGACAUGGACGACAGCCACAGGCACUGAUGGCAAAACUAAUGCGCAGACGAUGGGAUCAUUGACUGACUCCAGCAACAAGCUCAUUUAUCAGAUGCACCAGUAUCUCGACUCUGAUGGUAGUGGCACGGCGACCACAUGUGUCAAUACCACAAUCGGCUCUACUCGACUUGUCGCAGCCACGAAUUGGCUCCGUGCGAACGGCAAGAAAGGUCUGAUUGGUGAGUAUGCUGGCGCUGUCAACUCUGUCUGCGAAGCCGCUGUCAAAGAUAUGCUGGCCUAUAUCGACAAAAACAGCGAUGUUUGGACUGGCGCUCUUUGGUGGUCUGCCGGACCGUGGUGGGGUGAGUCCAUCAUGCUUUUGACUUUCGUCCAGUGA
This is a messenger RNA of Recurvomyces mirabilis, 972 nucleotides long. RefSeq lists its product as uncharacterized. The record is from RefSeq and is a predicted model, not a curated record. The transcript has 3 exons. Gene Ontology annotation, biological process: glucan catabolic process. Bases 1 to 972 code for a protein of 323 amino acids. Gene Ontology annotation, molecular function: hydrolase activity, hydrolyzing O-glycosyl compounds. Lineage: Eukaryota; Fungi; Ascomycota; Dothideomycetes; Mycosphaerellales; Teratosphaeriaceae.